Messenger RNA from Hypoxylon trugodes, 474 nucleotides. RefSeq lists its product as uncharacterized. Bases 1 to 474 code for a protein of 157 amino acids. Gene Ontology annotation, molecular function: RNA binding; translation initiation factor activity. The record is from RefSeq and is a predicted model, not a curated record. The transcript is spliced from 3 exons. Gene Ontology annotation, biological process: translational initiation. Gene Ontology annotation, cellular component: cytoplasm. NCBI's taxonomy places the organism in Eukaryota, Fungi, Ascomycota, Sordariomycetes, Xylariales, Hypoxylaceae.
AUGCCUAAGAAUAAGGGAAAGGGAGGUAAGAAUCGUCGUCGUGGAAAGAACGAGAACGACAACGAAAAGCGCGAGUUGACCUUCAAGGAAGAAGGACAAGAAUAUGCCCAGGUAGUCAAGAUGCUCGGCAACGGUCGCCUCGAGGCACAGUGCUUCGACGGCGCAAAACGUCUAGCCCACAUCCGUGGCAAGCUGCGCAAGAAGGUGUGGAUCAACAACGGCGACAUUAUUCUACUCAGUCUUCGAGAUUAUCAAGACGAAAAGGGUGAUGUCAUCCUGAAGUACUCAGCCGACGAGGCUCGCUCCCUCAAGGCUUACGGCGAGCUGCCCGAAAGCGCCAAGAUCAACGAGACCGACACAUACGGCCCUGGCGACGAGGGAGAAUGUGGCUUCGAAUUCGACGAAGACCGCGACUCCGAGUCUGACGAGGCUGGUGGUGCCGGUGGCAAGGAAGUCGACAUCGACGACAUUUGA